AUGGCUUCUCCCGAAAUUGUUAAUUGGAUCCAAUCUACUCCUGAGCCUUCAGUCAAGCCAUCUGAAAAAGAUUAUUUGGAACCCUCAGCAGUUGCCGAAUUGAUUAGAAGGUCACCUAAGGACAUUGCUAUUAUCGACCUUCGAAAGAACGAUUUUGUUGGGGGGAAAAUUAAGGGUGCAUUUAAUAUUCCUGCUCAAAGUAUUUAUCAUAGCGUUGACGACCUAUAUGAUCUUUUUGACAAAGCUGAAAAAAAGGAGAUUAUUGUUCAUUGUGUAAGUUCACGCGAUAGAGCUACACGCACUUGGGGCUGGUUAACCGAUUAUAAAAAUUCGAAAGGAUCAGGUCCCGAAAUUUUUAUCCUUAAAGGUGGAUUUAAUGCGUUUAAGGCUGCAGAUGGCACCAACGAUUUAAUUGAUAAUUAA
This is a messenger RNA of Magnusiomyces paraingens, 423 nucleotides long. RefSeq lists its product as uncharacterized. The record is from RefSeq and is a predicted model, not a curated record. The transcript has a single exon. NCBI's taxonomy places the organism in Eukaryota, Fungi, Ascomycota, Dipodascomycetes, Dipodascales, Dipodascaceae. Gene Ontology annotation, cellular component: nucleus; cytoplasm. Gene Ontology annotation, molecular function: protein tyrosine phosphatase activity. Bases 1 to 423 code for a protein of 140 amino acids.